Molecule: messenger RNA, 342 nt
Organism: Aspergillus affinis
Lineage: Eukaryota; Fungi; Ascomycota; Eurotiomycetes; Eurotiales; Aspergillaceae
Exons: 2
Coding region: 1-342 (113 amino acids)
Source: RefSeq, a predicted model, not a curated record
AUGAUCGACACCAUGUCUGAACAGCCACGGGUCAUGGCUAAGGGACUUGUUACCACUGCGGCCACCCAAGUCACUGCCCACGAUGAGCUCUUGGGCAGCGUGGAUGGCUUAGAAUGUAUUAUGAUGGAAGGGCUUCCUCAGGGCUCGCCAGAUCGAAGCAUGGCAUCAGGGUCAGCAUUUGCUGGGGACACAGACGUCGGCCGUCUUGAGAGACUUCACUGUGUAAUUGCAUCCCGAAUCCUGGAGCGUAACGAUGCAGACCUCGAAUCCUGCAACUUUGAUGUAACUCAGCAGAUUGAUGCCGACCUACAAAAUGUCUCCGAAAUGAUGUCGAGUGGCUAG